UUGAUACGGUUAAGGAAGUGACCCAGUGGUUGAACUUCAGUUCGUUUCUAACUUUUUGCAAUAACUCUCACUUUAAGGACACAAAGGUGAGGACACAGCCUAGACAACAACAACAACAACAACAUAGUGUUGCACAGUAUAUCAACACAAGAACGGUAUCUGUAAACCCAGCUGUGUCACCAUGGCAACAGUGGCGGAGCCGAGCGACCUGAUCAAAGUGCUGCACCUCCUCCUGCUCUCCUUCUCCUGGGGCAUGCAGGUGUGGGUCACCUUCAUCGCAGGUUUCACGAUGCGGCGGCGGGUGACGCUGCACACCUUCGGCCUGGUGCAGAGUAAACUGUUCCCGGUGUACUUCCACCUCCUGCUGGGGAGCAGCUUGCUCAGCCUGGCUGUGUACGCCGUGUUCCACCCCAGAGAACUGCUGGACUGGCACUACACUGUGCAGAUGGUUCUGUUCUGUGUGGUGCCUAUCACAGCGGGUCUGAACGCCCGCUGGCUCGGUCCGAAGGUCACAGAGAUCAUGUUCCAGAUGAGGGAGGUGGAGACGGAGCAGGGCCUGGGGAACCAGAUCGGCCGCGGCAGCCUGAAAGCAGCGUACGACAAACUCCAAGAGCAGGACCCGAAGUACCGAGGGUUCAGGAGCACGUUCGUCCUCUACCACGGGAUGUCCAGCGUCUGCGCCCUGAUCGGGUUCCUCAGCACCACAGUCAUCUUGAUCUACACAGCUCUAAAGUUAUCCACCAUUUAGAGGGAAAAGCAGAUUUCAGCAUGUGAAAAUUAUCUUUUUUCUGCAGUCAUCACAAUAUUUUUCAUAUGAUAAAGCAAACAUCAUGUGUGCAAACAGUUUUUCCCCGGUUGCCUUGUUGCCAUUCUUGCUAUGUAGCUGAUUAUUUCACACAAAAACCUAUUUUCCUAAAAAACAAUGUGACAAAAUGACCAAAUGAUGUGGCCACAAAUAAACUUGUGGCACUCCUUUACCUUAAUUAUCUUGAAUUUUGCACAACUGUCGAACCCACACCAUUCUCCCCAACUGACCUUUUGAAUGAGGAGACCUUUGUUAAUUACAAUUUCAUUCUGUUCGUCAGUAUCUAAUUAAUCCUGUCUUGUAAAACAGGAUGUACUUUUUCUUUUUAAUGUUUUACUCUAUGACUCAAGAUCGAACCUCUAAUCAACACCUCUAGUGCAGGAUGGGGAGUGUUCUUGCAUCCCCAGCAGGGGGCGGUGUUUACACUCAGGAACUUUACUAACUUCAUUUAACUUGUUAAAGCCUGUGUUUCAGUGGAAAUUUGUUUUUGUGAUUUUUUGUCACUGUGAUUGUGAGAUUAAACACAUGCUCUGUUUUA
Molecule: messenger RNA, 1343 nt
Organism: Limanda limanda (common dab)
Lineage: Eukaryota; Metazoa; Chordata; Actinopteri; Pleuronectiformes; Pleuronectidae
Gene: tmem205
Product: transmembrane protein 205
Exons: 5
Coding region: 182-748 (188 amino acids)
Source: RefSeq, a predicted model, not a curated record